AUGGCAUUCCUCGAGGACCCCCGACUGCGCCAACGCUGGAACCAAAUUGCCCACGAUACCGAGACCAUAACCGAGAAUGCGGCAGCAGGAAUCUGGACCUUUCAACAUAAUUACAUCAACCCAUGCUUUUCGUCCAUCGCGCAAUCUAUUGAACAGUGUACGACUGUAUGUCUAGGUGACCCUGAGGAACGUCUACGAAAGCGCAGAGAGCGAGAACUGUCGCAUAGUAGGGCAGAGUAUAGUUUCGACUUUUACGAUGACUGGUAUGAGGAAGAGCAGAGCGGUCUGUUUGGCACAUGGGGUAAUGAAGACUGGGAUAGAUUGUUGGCUGGGACUGGCACUCAGCGAAGACACACUGGGGGGGAAACUGAACAACCGCGCAGGAAACGCGGCAUGAGCUAUGGAACCCGAGACCGAAGACGAAAGCCAAGCAUGGACGAUGACCCGACUGUGAUUCCAAGUACACAACCGAUCGGUUUCCUCAGCAAACUACCAUGGAAGAUGGGCGGUACUCUGCGAUACAAACCUAGUGCGGCAGAUCUGCAAGACCACCCACGACGACAUGGCGAAGGAGAAAAUGAACCACUACUGCAUUCUGACGAAGACGACUUUGACCUACCAGUGACUAGAAAGCGCAGUGGGACGACAGGGUCGGGCGAUACAUCAGAUUCAUAUCGAUCACGAGGUGAUCUAUUCCCAAGCGAUGGCGAAGGUGAAGAAGAUGCAAUCCCACUCGAUGACGAGGUAACAUACGAUAUGGUUAGAAAGGAUGAUCGAAGUGGACGAAGUGGGAGGACCAGCAGUAAGGGCAAAAGACCAGCUAGUGGUUUGGCAGGGUCGAGAACAGUAUCGCGGACGACAUUACGAUCAGUUUCUUCCAAGGACGACUACCGGAUGGAGCAGCGAUCCAUGUCGUUUUCCUUAACGCCAGAUGUUGAGGGACCGACUUUACAUAACCUGGAACAAGAAGAGCUCAUGCUACAAAAAGAACAAGAUGGGGAUGUCGAGAGGAAGAAACAAGCAGCAGCGCAACUCGCGGCAGAAAAAGCAGAGGAUGAUGUUUAUCAAGCUUCACCUUCAAAAGCCGCCUACCACCACGUCGAAGAAGUCGAAGACAAGCCCGCGACACAAGAUGCAGCGCCAAACAGUUCGCAACCCGAUGGCACAAAAUCACCAGAGAAGACAGAUUUCGUUCCAGCGCGCUUACCGCAUUUCCAAUGA
Fusarium fujikuroi IMI 58289 is the source of this 1221-nucleotide messenger RNA. RefSeq lists its product as uncharacterized. The record is from RefSeq and is a predicted model, not a curated record. NCBI's taxonomy places the organism in Eukaryota, Fungi, Ascomycota, Sordariomycetes, Hypocreales, Nectriaceae. The transcript is spliced from 2 exons. The coding region runs from base 1 to 1221 and encodes 406 amino acids.